AUGCUUUACACUGCUUAAAAUCGACGCUACUUUUUGAAAAUUGAGUACCUGAUCUGAAUUGGCUUGCACGUUAGCUUUCCCAAAUUUCUUCUCCGCGUCCUCACAGCAUCUUCUCCUUUUCUGCUCACUACCAUGGAAAUCGAUUAUAAAAAAUCCUUACCCACAAACUGUCAAGCACCGAAAGCAGUUUUCUAUGUACAAAAUCUGCUCCAUAGUCGUUUCUGACUCACUGUUGACUGUGUUAAAUCUUUGUUUAUUUCCUCCCAAAUCCACCUGUGAAUUUCUGCCUGGUUUUCAAGCUUGGAGCCUCUCAAUUCAAAUAUUCCCUGCUCAUUAUUUAAUUCUGUUGGUAUCUUUUAAAUCCUGUAAUCCAUGAGCACCAGUCGAGUGUGACCAUUUCUCAUAGUGAAAUCAGACCUGUGAUCUCUGUCAAAUGGUGGGAAGUGCAGUGGGAGUGAAGAAAUUGUGGAAAUCUCUGCGCACUUCUGUGGGUGCCAGUGGGAGAUUGAUCAAACAGAAGCUGAGAAAGAAAAAGGGGCCUGUUGACGAGCGAUUUGAUCACUAUAACUUCUCUGACGAUGAUGAAGGGGAUGGAAAAUUGGGGAAAAAAUUGAGGAGCUGGAAAUUAAAAGCCAUGGGGUGUAUUGUUGGGGAUUCUGUGAUCGAAUCCGGGAAAGAUCACUUUGUGUAUGUCACUGAUCUUUACUCCUCUGUUCCGCCCCCUGUUCCGAUGGAUUCUGAGGAUACUGAGAAGAUCAAAGCAGGGCUAAAUGACGGCGCUAGUGGCAGUUCUCCGGCAGAAGACAGAAUAUCUGUGAGCUCUGAUGAGCAGAAAUUGAAGGCUGAAGCAUCUGAGGCUUCGAAUUCCAAGAUGAAGAAGAAGAGCGUUUGGUGGGCAGAGUUGGAAAAAGGAACAGAGGAGGAAGUAGAUGGUCAUGCAGACGAAUUUAUUUCCAAAUUUUAUGAUGAUAUCAGAUUGCAGAGACAGAAUUCGUUUGUGGAGUAUCGGGAGAUGCUGGAGCGCGGAACUACUUCUAGUUAGCAGAGACUGAGUCUGAUUCCCCUGUUUAUAUGUAAAUGUGCUGUUUUUUUUUGCGGAUUUAUGUUGUAUUCAUGUGAAGAUGGAUUUGUUGGCUUGGGCUUUUGUGAGUUCUGAGCAGCAAAUUAAUGAUCUGUUGUCUUGGAUGUACUGUAACUGUGAGAAGAUUUUCUCUUUUUUUUCUUCCGUUUCUGGAACCCCCUUGUCUACGGAGAUAUUAGAUCAGAGAUUAAUGGUCUGUUUUAUUGUUGUUGUAUGGAGAAAUCUUGAAUUUUGAUUCCGGAUUUCGGCGCUCUGUUCAAGUUGUAGAUGGCCAAUUUGGUAUCUUGAAAACCGUUUACUGUAAAAAAAUUUAAAUAGCUUGUUACUUUGUG
This is a messenger RNA of Cryptomeria japonica (Japanese cedar), 1413 nucleotides long. RefSeq lists its product as uncharacterized. The record is from RefSeq and is a predicted model, not a curated record. Lineage: Eukaryota; Viridiplantae; Streptophyta; Pinopsida; Cupressales; Cupressaceae. The transcript has a single exon. Bases 434 to 1042 code for a protein of 202 amino acids.